AUGGAUAUAUGUGAUUGCUGCUUCACCCGAAUUAUGCUCCUUAGCGCUGAUGUCGCCGCCAUCUUUAAUGUUUUCAAGGAGUUCGAUAUGUAUCUGUGGCAUCAACGUCUCGUCAAUGGAAAGCCCAGCUACGGCUGGUGUAGGAGCAUGUAUCAAUCACUGGGCCAACAACUCAUGCGACAGGACCCCACAUACUACCUGUUGUACGUCCAGGCUCCGACUAGAUCAAUUGAGGUGCGACAUCAUUCUGAAAACAUUCAAUUUGCUCGACAAAAUUAUGUCAAAUAUACCAUCCAAGUCAAAAGAGCAAGCCCGCACGAAUGGCAGGCUCAUGACCGCGGGCGUCUCGGCGAUGGGCCGUGUUCAACGCUUGGGUCAGGACUUUGA
Nannizzia gypsea CBS 118893 is the source of this 387-nucleotide messenger RNA. RefSeq lists its product as hypothetical. Bases 1 to 387 code for a protein of 128 amino acids. The transcript has a single exon. The record is from RefSeq and is a predicted model, not a curated record. NCBI's taxonomy places the organism in Eukaryota, Fungi, Ascomycota, Eurotiomycetes, Onygenales, Arthrodermataceae.